Molecule: messenger RNA, 8011 nt
Organism: Homo sapiens (human)
Lineage: Eukaryota; Metazoa; Chordata; Mammalia; Primates; Hominidae
Gene: DCDC1
Product: doublecortin domain containing 1
Exons: 39
Coding region: 168-5528 (1786 amino acids)
Biological process (GO): intracellular signal transduction; regulation of mitotic cytokinesis
Cellular component (GO): Flemming body; spindle; midbody
Molecular function (GO): microtubule binding
Source: RefSeq, a predicted model, not a curated record
AUGGUAACCGGUCACCGCUUCUAUGGAGUGGCGUUUACUACCAAUUGCAAAUAAGAAAAUUCCAGAUUCCAUUCCAAGAUGGCCAAAUAGGAACAGCUCCAGCCUGCAGCUCCCAGCGUGAUUAAUGUAGAAGAUGGGUGAUUUCUGCAUUUCCAACUAAGCUGAAAAUGGCAAAAACAGGAGCAGAAGAUCACAGAGAAGCACUAUCUCAGUCUUCCUUAUCCCUCUUGACUGAAGCAAUGGAAGUAUUACAGCAAAGUAGCCCUGAAGGCACUUUGGAUGGGAAUACUGUAAACCCAAUUUACAAAUAUAUUUUGAAUGAUUUACCAAGAGAGUUUAUGUCAUCCCAGGCAAAAGCAGUUAUUAAAACUACUGAUGAUUAUUUGCAGUCUCAGUUUGGCCCCAACAGACUCGUGCAUUCAGCAGCAGUAUCAGAAGGGUCAGGACUUCAAGAUUGCUCCACACAUCAAACAGCAUCAGAUCACAGCCAUGAUGAAAUAUCAGACCUAGAUAGCUACAAAUCAAACAGUAAAAACAAUUCUUGUUCUAUAUCAGCAUCCAAGAGAAACAGACCUGUCAGUGCUCCAGUGGGUCAACUGAGGGUUGCAGAGUUCUCUUCUUUAAAAUUUCAGUCAGCCCGGAAUUGGCAGAAAUUGUCUCAAAGACACAAACUUCAACCAAGAGUGAUUAAAGUAACAGCUUACAAAAAUGGAUCUAGAACAGUCUUUGCCAGAGUUACUGUACCAACCAUCACCUUGCUGCUGGAGGAGUGCACAGAAAAGCUGAAUCUGAACAUGGCCGCAAGACGAGUGUUCUUGGCAGACGGCAAGGAAGCCCUCGAACCUGAAGAUAUACCCCAUGAAGCCGAUGUUUAUGUUUCAACGGGAGAGCCCUUUUUAAAUCCAUUCAAAAAAAUUAAAGACCAUCUGUUGUUAAUUAAGAAAGUAACUUGGACAAUGAAUGGGUUGAUGCUUCCUACUGAUAUCAAAAGACGGAAAACCAAGCCUGUUCUUUCUAUUAGAAUGAAGAAACUUACUGAGAGGACCUCAGUCCGAAUUCUGUUCUUUAAGAAUGGCAUGGGGCAGGAUGGGCAUGAGAUUACAGUGGGAAAAGAAACAAUGAAAAAGGUUUUAGAUACUUGUACAAUAAGAAUGAAUCUAAAUUUACCAGCCAGAUAUUUUUAUGAUUUGUAUGGCAGAAAAAUUGAAGAUAUUUCAAAAGUUCCUCUGCUUGAAAAAUGCCUGCAAAAUUCCAUCACACCUUUGCGAGGACUACUUUGGGUCUCUAAGGGAGAAGGUUUCAGCCCCUCAGGAGCUAAGAUGUACAUCCAAGGAGUUCUUUUGGCCCUGUACCAACGAUUAAAGUCUGCAAAAAAAUAUUAUAAACAGUUGAACCUGGUCAUGAAUGAACAGAAGGAGAAAAUUACAGAAAAAGUCAUUCUUUCAAUGACGGCAAAGGAACACCAUAAGGAACAGGAAGAAGUGAGCAGGCUGAUUGAUGAAUUGCAGACAGCUAUCAAAAGUAACAUAGGUCAUCUCUGUAAACUUGGCCCCCAAUUACAGGCUGAGCAGGAGCAAUUCUCCUCUUAUGUCUACCAACACAUUAAAAGCCUUCCAGCAAACACGCUUGUCCCAGGAGGCCUGCAGCUUAAGGUAUUUGAAAAUGGUAAAAACACUGGAGAGAUCUCUGUUGGUAUCAGUAAAAAAGAUUUGGGAUCGGAUAGCCCAAUUCAAACUGACCAUAUGAUGGAAAGAUUACUUCUCAAGAUUCAUCAAAGGCUUCAAGGUUCUUCCAUCAACCCACCAGGCCUCAAUUAUUCUUCAAUGCGGCUUUUUGAUGAGAAUGGCCAAGAAAUUAAGAAUCCACUUUCGCUGAAGAAUGAGCAAAAAAUUUGGGUCUCUUAUGGUAGAGCAUACAGAUCUCCACUAAAUCUUGCUUUGGGUUUGACCUUUGACCGAGUGAGUGCAUUUGCCAGAGGUGAUAUCAUGGUUGCAUAUAAGACCUUUUUGGAUCCUAAUGCUGUUCUGCUACCUGGAUGUGGCAAUUGGGAAGUUUGUGAGGGAUUUCCAAUUAAUUUCAACUGUACCAGUCAACAGAUACCUGACCAGUUUGAAAAGGUGGACUUGGAGAACCAUUUUCUACAGAACAAGGUAGAUCCCAAUAUUGUCCUUCAUGCCUCUGUUUCCAUUGGAAAGUGGAGUUUCUCAGGCAGUGAAGCAAGCAGCAGGAGUCAAAUAGCGCCAUCGAUCCUGUGGCCUGUAGCCAGUGUGUGGCUGAUCACCAAGACUGGAAUGAUCCUGAGCCGAGCGAUAACUCAGGGCUGCCUGGCUAUUGGUCAUCCUAUCAGAGUCAAGGCUGCUGAGGGAACAUCACUAGAAGGAUAUAAAUUAAUCUUACAGAAAAGACAUAGUGGAGAUGACUCUCAGAAGUGGGUGUUUGGAACUGAUGGUUGCAUUUAUUCAAAGGCUUAUCCUCAGUUUGUUCUGACCUACCUAGAGGAGCUAAAUGCACAAGUAGAUGUGACCCAGACAGAGUAUCACAUUCACCAUGGUGCCUGGACCACAGCUCAUCAGGAACAUGGCAGAAACUUAGCAGAAGAGGUUCUGCAAGAAAGUGCCAGCAACCUUGGUCUGAAGCAACUGCCAGAACCCUCAGACACCCAUUUAAUGCCAGAAGGUUCUCUUGAGGAGACGGGGGAGCUGACAGUAGCACUGGUGAGGAAACUGGAAGAGAAACAUCCUAAGGCUUCUGCUCAGAGGUGGGCCAUAAAACAUGAAGGAACCAGUAAGCCAGGCCAGUGGAAACAUUCUAGAGUUGAAAAUCCUCUAUGGAACAAGCUUACCUACAUGUGGCCUGUCCUUCCCAGUGGCCAACUUAAUGAGGAGUUUGAUUGGCCAAUACAAGGACUGCUUGUUCCGAGCAGUCCUCCCAUGAAGAAACCCAUCUGUAAGACAACAGAGCCAUAUGCCCCUGUGCGACUCAGAGUUUUGCAGAAUGGAGAGAAGAAUAAAAACAGAUCCGUUACUAUCCUUGGUCCAGAUAUCUCACCUGGACGGAAAACGCAGUGCACUGAGAUUUUAAAUUUACCUUCUGCAGCUCGGAGAUUGUACAAUGAAAAGGGGAAGGAAAUAUUUGCCUUAAAAGACCUGCAAAGAGAUGAACUGGUGUAUGUUUCAUGUGGAGAACUCUGGAUCAAUCCUGACCUGUCCAUUGCUCAGCAAAAGAAACAAAUAUUCCUGAGGAACCUAGAAUCAGACAUUGCCAAAAUUCAAAUCUUCUGCAGCACACAUAAAAUAGAAGCUCUUGUUUUAGAAGUCCAAAGUGACAUUGUAUCUGGAAGCAAGCUUGCUGUGCAUAAACCUGUAGCAAUUUUUGGAGAAGAGAAGCAAGUUACAGAACCGGAAGAAAAGCAAAUGCAAGAAGAUCCUCUAACAACGGAAAAUGCUUCCAGUGAAAUUCUAGAUUCACACGUAAGAGCUCAUCUUCGAAUGAAGGCUUGUCACACACUUCCCAGGUAUGCCUGGCAGGAAACUUCACAUGACUUUGAUGAGGAUGACAGUCUUCCAAAGAAAACGGAAAAAGGGCUCUUUGAAAAUGUGGAACCACAGAAGAAACACAGCUGUUCACCAAAGCAUAGUAAAUUGCACAAGCAUUGUCAUCAGCAGUUCGAAUACAGAGAUGGGCAGAUUAUAAGCCAUGCUGCUCCUCAGCUAGUCUUGGGGGUUCAAGGUCCCAAUCUCCGAUCAGGCAUGGAGGUGGUUUUGGUGGAGAAGAAAUCUGAUGGUAGUCAUCAGCGCUGGAUACACCAGGAAGACAGCAGGACCUUUCACCUUGUGAGUAACCCUGACCUUGUGCUGGCAGUGUCUAUGACCAAGACUAGAAAUGAAGUUUGUGGCUAUCCAGUUAUUGUUCAGAAAUAUAAGCCGUACAACAAUGGAGCUGCCAAUCAAAAGUGGCAUUACAUGAAAAAUAUAAAAGCACUUGUGGCCUUUCAUAGCACUGCCUUGGAUAAGGAAAUUACAUCAGCAAAUUAUGCUGGUGUCUGUACAUCAUCUGUGAUUAAAGAAGAAAACAUUGAUCAACCAGGAUACUGUUAUCUCUCACCUGAUGGAAAGAGAAAAACUAUGCUCUGCUUGGCUUGUGGACAAUCCAUGAGAACAGAGAAAGGACUGAAACAAUUGCUUCCAGGGGUUCCAUUCCUCUGUAUUUCAGGCACCAAGACUCAGAAGCCCUUCUUACAAGGGCCCUUCAAGGUCAUCAGUGUGGCUGAGGUUGAUUUGUCGUGUGACAAGGCUGAAAAAACUCUAAGUUACUACCAAGCACGUCUAUUGUCUUUACGGAUGAAGACCUGCACGCAAGCUGCAUCUCACAGUGGCAUGGCAGCCACACACCAGAAGGCAGUGAAAAUAAUUGCAUACAAAAAUGGGGAUGGGUAUCGUAAUGGGAAGUUAAUUGUGGCUGGAACAUUCCCCAUGCUUCUUACAGAAUGCACGGAACAACUUGGGCUUGCCAGAGCAGCCUCCAAAGUAUAUACCAAAGAUGGAACCCCAAUCUUUACCUUGCGUGAUUUGGUUUUAUGGGCUCUAGAUGAAUCCUUUCUCCAGAGAGACUCUGAGAAACAAAAGCAAGAUGCAGCUCCUGUUGGAAAAGAACAGAUAAUUGUUGAAAGUAUGGAAGAAAAUCCAAGAAUGAAAGUGAAAAACAGAUUAUUUGCAAAAUCUGUGACAUCCGAUAGUUUGGAUGGUAUAGACAAGUCUUUGCUUACCCUCAUCCUCAGAAAUCCUAUUGCCAUCUGGGUGUCUUGUGGUGAACCAUUUCUACCUCCAAAUGCUUUGCAGAAAGCAGAAAAAUUAGAGAAACAGAACUGGCUAAAAAAGGACAGAAUUUUGGCUGAUCUAGAUACCAUGAGACACAAAAUGAGACAGUUAAAAGGGCGGCGAGUAGCGGCAUGUCAGCCAGCCACCAUGGUUCCUACCAAGAGCCCUGUGCAGCCCGUGGUGGUUGAAGGAGGCUGGACCGAACAGACUCAACAGGAAAUUAAACUCAUGGAACUUAUAAGACAUACAGAGGCACACCUUUCUGAAAUCCAAGAAAUGGAAUCCAAAAUAAAUUUUCCAAUUGCAACCAAACGUAUAGCAGUCAAGCCGAGCAACCUGUAUAAGCAGCCCAACACAAAACGAGUGUGGAUUUAUCUAAAUGGAGGCAGACCUGAAGAUGGCACUUAUGCCUGGGGCAAAACUAUUUCAGAGCUGCUGCAAGACUGCUCCUCUCGUCUCAAAAUGACCCACCCAGCUAGAGCACUGUACACCCCCAGUGGAGAGCCAAUUCAGUCCUGGGACGACAUAGAGCGAGAUAUGGUCAUCUGUGUGUCUAUGGGACAUGGUUUCAAAACCCCAAAAGAGUUAAAACAACUGAUGGAGAUCAGAGCAAAUUAUGCCAGAAUCCGAAGGCAGCAGGGCCCUCAAGCCACAGACAUUGUGGUGUCACCAUCCACGAAGCUGCUGUCUCUGGCACAUCUCCACAAUUAACUCCUAUCAGAACCAUCGGAUUUUCUGCUGUAUUUUUCUGCUGAUUCCUGGAAGUUCAUCUGCUUAGUAGGUCCUUUCUACAGGUGCUCACCAGGAUCUGCAUAUGGGGUCACCUUCACCUUCAGAAGCCCAAUUUAAAUCUCACCAGAGCAACAGAGGGAGGUCAUAGCAUGACUUUGUGGUAGCCAAGGUCUGGAGGUCACUCCUUCCAGGGAAAGAUUCCUGGACUUGGAGACAAAGGCCUGACUUGAGUCUUACCUUCCUGCAGUCUUGGGAAAGUUUCUUGGCAUAAGACUCAAAUGAGAUCAUCAACACAGGAAGAGAAGGGCACUAACAUUUUUAGAGUGUCUACCUGUACCGGGCACCAUAAUGGACUUUUACAUAAAUGUUGUCUGUCUCAUUCAGUAUUCACAACCACCCUACGAAGUAGAUAUUUCUUCUACUACUUUUACAUUUUACAGACGGGAAAGCUGGGCUUUCAAGAAGUGAAAUAUCUUUGCUAAAGGCACCAGCCAAUAAGUGGCAGAACUGGGAUUUAUACCCAAAUCUGCCUAACCUCAAAGCCUGCUUUUUCCAUUUAGGUUCCCUAGAAACCCCUUGUAAGUUUUCAGUGCAAUAGAAAUGUUAGAUGUGGUCUUGGUAAUUCUGAAAAUGAGUUCACUAGAUGCCUUGAAGUGAUCAUUUUUAUGGUUUAGUUGCCGCUUAUUUGGAUGACUUUCCUGAUGACAACUGAGUUAGGCAAGGUAAGCUACAUUUGGAUGCCCAACCCAAGGUGUGAGAACAGAAAUCUAUUUCUCACAUUUCUGGAGGCUGGGAAGUCCAAGAUCACAAUCAAGGCACUGGUGUAUGGUGAGGGUCUUCUUACUGCUUCCCCACAGGGCAGAAAGUGGAAGGGCAAGAGAAAGCAAACCCACUCCCACAUGCCCUUUUUAUAGCAGCAUUAAUCCAUUUAUGAGGGUAAAUCCCUCAUGACCCAAAUACCUCUCAAAAUGCCCCACUUCCCAACGUUGUUGCAUUGGGGAGUCAGUUUACAGAACAUGACUUUUGGAAGUCAUAUUCAGACCACAGUAGGUGCCAUAAUUAAGUACCACAAGAGGGGUAGCUUAAACAACAAAAGUGUGUUGUCUCACAGUUCUGAAGGCUGGAAGUCCAAGAUCAAGGUGUUGGCAGCACUGAUUCCUUCUGAGGGCUAUGAGGAAGAAUCUGUGCCAUUCCUCUCCUUAGUUUCUGAUGAUUUGCUGGUGCUGUGGACUGAAAAUUUGUGUCCCUCCAAAAUUCAUAUGUUGAAACCCAAUCCUCAAUGUAAUAGUAGUAAGAGCUGGGACCCUUAGGGGCUAAUUAAGUCAUGAGGGCAGUAGCCUCAUGAAUGGAAUUAGUGCCCUUAUAAAAUAAGCCCAAGAGAGCUGCCAUGCCUCUUCCACUAUGUGGGGACACAGCAAGAAGGCACCAUUGGAACCAGGCACCAUAUGAAACAGGAAGCAAGCCCUCACUAGACACCAAAUCUGCCGACACCUUGAUCAUAGACUUCCCAGCCUCCAGAACAGUGAGAAAUAAAUUUGUAUUUUUUCUAAGCUACCCAGUCUAUGUUAUUUCAUGAUAGAAACCUGAAUAGACUAAGAAAAGCUGGCAAUCUUUUGACAUUUCUUGGGUUGUAGAAGCAUCACCUCAAUCCCUGCCUUCAUAUUUAUGUGACAUUCUUCCUGUGUCCUUGGGUCCAAAUUUUCCCAUUGUUGUAAGGACAUCAGUGAUACUGGAUUAGGGGCCCACCCUAGUCUAGUGUGACUUCAUCUUACCUAAUUACAUCUGCAAUGAUCUUAUUUCCAAAUAAGAUCACAUCCUGAGGUGCUGGGGGUUAGGAUUUUGACAUGUGAAUUUUGGGGGAAUGCAAUUCAACCCAUAAUAAUCAGUAACAAAAAUCCCCAAACCUCACCCACACAAGCCUUCUUCAUAGCACAAGUGCCCUACCAUUAAAGAUUGCAACAUUCUUUCUUGAUGACAUGCCUCUCUCUUUUAUGUCUUUCUUGUUCCUUACUAACACUGAUGUCUGAUAUUAAUGGAAAAACCAUUAAAAAAAAAACUAUUAUCCUAUGAGGUAAAUUGAAUGCACUCAACUGUAAAAGGAAGACUUAUCGAUCAAUUUUAGUUAAACCUUGCUUGUCUGACACUUUGCUGCUAAGGAAUGUGUUUUUAUUGCCUGGCCAGAUAGUUCAGAUUUCCGGUCAGUCUUAGUAAAGACCCCUUUUAUAACAUUGAUAAAAUUUUAUCACAGAGCUAUGAAAACAAAAUUAGAUUUCAUAACUCACAUCAGGCCUUGAAGGGGAUGCCUCUAUAAAUUUUACAAACCCUAUCAAGUUUAAUGCACCUAUUCUGAUAAUUUUUUCAAUAGCAAAUUCUACUGAACUUCAUAUAUACUAUGUGUGUAUAUAAAUGUGUGUAUGUGUGUGCGUGUGUUCAUGUAUAUACAUAUAUAUAGAUUUGUUUCU